Molecule: messenger RNA, 906 nt
Organism: Hemicordylus capensis (graceful crag lizard)
Lineage: Eukaryota; Metazoa; Chordata; Lepidosauria; Squamata; Cordylidae
Gene: ESM1
Product: endothelial cell specific molecule 1
Exons: 3
Coding region: 85-645 (186 amino acids)
Cellular component (GO): extracellular region
Source: RefSeq, a predicted model, not a curated record
CACUGCUGCGCCCCAGAGCAGAAGACCUCAGGACUGAAUUUUUCAACCUGCUCUUUCUGGAUUGUGCCUUCAUCACUGGAAGACAUGAACACGUUUCUUGUCUUUGCUCUCCUUCUGGUAUCCAUGCAUGCUGGAAUGACUUGGAGCACAAAAUAUGCAGUCGACUGUCCCGAGUCCUGUGACAGCAGCGAAUGCAAAAGUGCUCUGCCCUGUAAGUGGACCGUGCUGGAUGACUGUGGUUGCUGCAGGGUUUGUGCUGCAGCCCUGGGUGAGACUUGCUACCGGACUGUUUCAGGGAUGGAUGGUGUCAAAUGUGGUCCUGGGCUGAAGUGCCAGUUUUAUUCUGAAGAGGAUGAUUUUGGUGAUGAGUUUGGAAUCUGCAAAGAAUGUCCUUAUGGCACGUAUGGCCUGGAAUGCAGAAAAACAUGCAACUGUCAGUCUGGAAUAUGUGACAGAGUAACUGGAAAGUGCUUAAAGUUUUCAUUUUUCCAACUGGCUGCAUCAAAACCUCCAAACAGAAGGAAAUUAAUUCCAUAUGCAGAGAAUGAUAUGGGAUCCGGUGAUGAUGGGAAUUCAGUAAAAGAGGAUUUUGUCAAAGAGAAAACCAUUCACUCUCCAAUAAUAAAAUGGCCAAAUCCUCGCUGAUAUUAGCCUAUAAUGGGUAGGACUUUCAAAUUGAUUGUUUCUUCAGAUUUAUACAUGAACGCUCUUCAACAACCUACUUUAUGACAGUAGAUCUCCAACAGUGGAAAUGGUAAUGUGUAAAAAUCCAACCUAUGUAUCUUCAAGAAAAGAGUGAAUUUUCAGCCUAAGACUGUGUACAGUGUACAUGAUUUUUAGAACAUGUUUUGAUAAGCAUUUGAGUACUAAAAUGUGUUAUGAACUGUUGAAUGUAAAGUACUGAAA